UGAGCCAACUGUGGCCUGGGGUGUGGAAGAGGAUGGAGCUGAGUCAGUAGCACUUGCCACAUCCUUCUGCUACUUAAAGUCCCCCAGCCAGACCCCUAGCACCACUGCCUGGCCUCCCUGGCACCAUGGCUCAGACCUCUUCAGCACAGAAUGUGCCCUACGUGAUCUCACUGCCCAAUGGCAUUGAACUUGGUGGUGUGGUGAAAAUUCGUGGGACUGUUCCUGAGAAUGCUGACAGGUUCCAUGUAGACCUGGUGUGUAGCAUGGGGCAGGAUCCUGACAUUGCCCUGCAUUUCAACCCCCGUUUUAAUGAGAACAAGGUGAUCUUCAACAGUCGGAAGAGUGGCUCUUGGGGCACAGAAGAGUUUGGGCAUAAUUUUCCCUUCAGAUAUGGGCAAGCCUUUGAGGUGCUGAUCAUCACUGACCAAGAAGGUUUCAAGGUUAUUAUAGGGGACCAGAAAUAUCACCAUUUCUGCUACCGGAUCCCUCUGUCUGAAGUGUGCGGGUUGGAGGUGAGCGGGGAUGUGAUGUUGGAGUUAGUGAACGUCGUCUGAGCUCGAGAGAUGAGCGCAGGAUGAGAGCAAGAUGGAGUCUUGUCUUGGAUGAUAAUAAAGUUUUAGUUUCCAGAAAA
This is a messenger RNA of Erinaceus europaeus (western European hedgehog), 631 nucleotides long. Its product is annotated as galectin-7-like. The transcript is spliced from 4 exons. The record is from RefSeq and is a predicted model, not a curated record. Gene Ontology annotation, molecular function: carbohydrate binding. Bases 126 to 554 code for a protein of 142 amino acids. Lineage: Eukaryota; Metazoa; Chordata; Mammalia; Eulipotyphla; Erinaceidae.